Messenger RNA from Yamadazyma tenuis ATCC 10573, 471 nucleotides. RefSeq names its product isoleucine biosynthesis protein (gene MMD1). The record is from RefSeq and is a predicted model, not a curated record. NCBI's taxonomy places the organism in Eukaryota, Fungi, Ascomycota, Pichiomycetes, Serinales, Debaryomycetaceae. Gene Ontology annotation, molecular function: deaminase activity. Gene Ontology annotation, cellular component: mitochondrion; cytosol.
AACCGUAACUUAGUCAGAACCCUUACCUCCUCCACCAGAAGAAUGUCUUCCAAGUUAGAAUCCGUUAGAACCUACGACGCCCCACCUCCAGCUGCCUCCUACUCCCAGGCCAUCAAGGCUAAUGGUUUUGUCUACGUUUCAGGCCAAAUCCCAUACACCUCUGAGAACAAGCCGUUGCCCGAAGGGUCCUCUACCAUCGACGAAGCUGAAAGAGUCAUUCAAAACGUCAAGGCUGUUUUGGAAGCCUCCAACUCUGGUUUGGAGUACAUCGUCAAAAAUACCGUGUUUUUGACUGAUAUGGCCCAAUUCGCUGAGUUCAACCAGGUUUACUCAAAGUACUUUUCCGACCACAAGCCCGCAAGAUCAUGUGUAGCCGUCAAACAGUUACCUUUGGGCUGCUUGUUGGAAAUGGAAGCCAUUGCUGUUGAAAAGGACAGUUCCAAGUUGUAGGUAAAAUAUACAGACACUUUC